Molecule: messenger RNA, 666 nt
Organism: Trypanosoma theileri
Lineage: Eukaryota; Euglenozoa; Kinetoplastea; Trypanosomatida; Trypanosomatidae
Product: methylthioribulose 1-phosphate dehydratase
Exons: 1
Coding region: 1-666 (221 amino acids)
Cellular component (GO): cytoplasm
Molecular function (GO): methylthioribulose 1-phosphate dehydratase activity; metal ion binding
Source: RefSeq, a predicted model, not a curated record
AUGUCUAUUCCCGAGACUCACGAGGAACAUCCAUUUAAUCUCAUUCCAGAGCUCUGCCGUCUCUUUUAUUCUCUUGGUUGGGCCACCGGCACUGGCGGCGGUAUUUCCAUUCGACUGGAUGAUAAAUAUUACGUGGCCCCCAGCGGUGUGCAGAAGGAACGGAUUAAACCAGAUGAUAUUUUUGUCCUCGACGCCAAUGCAAAAGUAGUGGAAAUGCCGAGAAAUAAAAAUGUUGUCAAGAUGAGUGAAUGUACACCACUUUUCUUUAAUGCCUUUACCAUGCGAAAUGCCGGAGCCUGUCUUCAUUCCCAUUCUAAAAAUGCCGUACUCGUUACACUUCUUCAUAAAAAGGAAUUCCGCAUCUCUCACAUGGAAAUGAUUAAAGGAAUUACAAAUCCCAUUUUGAAAAAGGCCAUGGGGUUCACCAACACACUUGUCGUGCCUAUUAUAGAAAAUACAAACUUUGAAUCUGAUCUCACUGCCUCUAUGGCUGCUUGUAUGCAAGCGUAUCCAGAGACGAAUGCUGUGUUGGUGCGGCGCCAUGGUAUUUAUGUAUGGGGCGAUACCUGGCAGCGGGCGAAGGGAAUGAUGGAAUGUUUGGAUUAUCUCUUUGGGCUUUCACUGCAAAUGAAAGAAUUUCAUAUUCCUCUCGUGAUGGACGACUAA